CUCUAUUGUGUCAUUCCUCAAUCCUCAUUCAUAUCGUCUACGUCUAUCGACAAAUUGUCAUUUUUCAUUGUCUAGGAUAAAUUAUUAUUUAUUGUGCACUUUUCAUGGAUACUACGUUCAAAUAGUAAAAUUCUCUACGGAGUCGGUUGUUGAUAGCUUUGUUCACGUUUUAUUCAUUCAAAUGUUCCAAUAGCUACAUUUCUAAGCAAAAUGUCUUGGUUUGAAGUAUCAUCAGUAUUUAGAAAUAUUCAAUCCUCUUUUCUCAACUCCAUUACAAAUAACAAUAAAGUCAUCGAAGAGAAACAGCUCAAAUAUACCGAUUGUGCUGUUAUUUGCCGUGAGGAGGAUUUAAUUUUGUAUCAAAAUCAGACCUCUUCCGAUAUAAAAUAUGACAUUGUGCUCUUGAGGCCUCACUCGGAUCAAGCUUACAGUUUGCACAGAUCAAAAGAGCUUGAUGAUGCUCAAGUGCAGUACAUUGCUCUCAAAGACAAAUUACCAUUGUUGGUCAGCGUGAUGCCCUCUGCUUGUAACGCAAACAGUAUACAGAAGAUAGUUGACUUAUUGAGAGAAAAGCAAUCAUGGAGUGUAGGACAUAUGAUUGUACAUUUCAAAUGGAGUAAUUGUGUCACUCAUCCAAUAAUCCAGAGCUUCUUAAAUGUGUCCGAUCUUGAAACUGGGAUGACUCCUAUCCAACUUGCCAUACAGAAUAGAGAUAUAGCAAUUGUGAGACAAUUAAUCGUAGCCAAUGCCUCCCUGGACCUUCUAGAUAAUCAACGAAACUCAGUUUUCCAUUACGCUGCUAGUUCCAAUAAAGAGAUAGCUUUGGCGUUAGUAGAAGCGAAAACCGAAGAUGAGGUGAAAAAGUUCCUGAACGAACGCAACGCAGACGGCUACACGCCUCUGCACAUCGCAUGCCAGACCGACAACCCCGACUGCGUGAAGACAUUCCUGCAGAGUGGCGCCGACUGCAACAUCACAGCUGCCAAGUUCAACCCAACCUCACAGCAGUCGGCCAGCAGUUCACCCGGCUAUGUGGCCGAUUUCAUGAAAGCCAAUCAAAACAAAUUGCACAUCCAGGAUAUGAAAUUUGGUGGCACUCCUUUGCAUUGGUCUUGCUCUCGAGAAGUGAUCGAAACCUUGGUUGACAGAAACUGUGAUGUGAAUGCUCUGAAUUUCGACGGAAAAACUGCUCUCCACAUGAUGGUAAUGAGAAAUAGGUUAGCCUGUGUGGUAGCUCUACUUAGUCGACAUGCUGAAGUGAACAUAACUGACGAAGACGGAAAUACUGCUCUUCAUCUUGCAGUUGGAGAAAAAAAUAUCGCUAUUGUACAAGCCUUAAUUGUUUUUGGAGCCGAUAUAAAUCAUUUGAACAACAACGGGUUCACUCCGCGUCACCUGGCCGCCCUGGAGAACGAUCAGGUGGGGGAGAAGGUGCUGUACAUUCUGCACGCGGUGGGCGCAUCGCGCUGUGACAGUGGGGUGCUUGGCUGCACCGAUGGAUGCGCGCGCAGUGGCACCUACAAUGGGCAGGCGCCUCCCACGCCCAUAGGACAACAGGCUCGUGCAAUUCUGCGAUGCUUCGAGAACCACGGCAACCUGCAGAACUUGAAAGAAACGAAAGGAGGCAGAUUGCUGUGCCUGGAUGGUGGCGGAAUAAGAGGCCUCAUUCUUGUUUCCAUUCUUCUCAACUUGGAGUCAGCUGUGAAUCGUCCAAUCAUCCAUUGCUUCGAUUGGUUGGCAGGAACCAGCACAGGGGCCAUAUUGGCGCUCGGAUUGGCUGCCGGUAAAACCCUGAAGGAAUGCCAGUGUUUGUACUUCAGAAUGAAAGAUUACGCUUUCUCGGGGACAAGGCCUUACAGUAGUGAGCCUCUGGAGGACAUGUUGAAGAAUGCUCUUGGGUCAGACACCGUUAUGUCUGAUAUAAGAGAUGUGAAAGUGAUGAUCACCGCCGUCCUAGCUGACAGAAAACCAGUGGACAUGCAUCUGUUCAGAAACUAUGAGAAUCCAAGCGAAAUCAUCGACCCAAACCCCUCCUAUGGAUCGUUUCUCCCUCCCACUCCUCGCCAUGAGCAAUUCCUGUGGCAUGCAGCCAGAGCUAGUGGGGCGGCACCGUCUUAUUUCAAAUCCUGUGAUAGAUUUAUCGAUGGUGGUCUGAUAGCUAACAACCCGACAUUGGAUGCAUUGACCGAAAUCCACGAAUAUAACUUGGCGCUGAAAACAGUUGGUCGAGGCGCUGAGGCGAAACCUCUGACAGUUGUUGUAUCUAUCGGAACUGGAUGUGUACCGGUUACGGCUCAAUCAAAGAGAGUCGAAAUCUUCCGACCAGAGAGUCCAAUGGAUGGAAUGAAGUUCUUGACUGGAGUAUCAGCCCUGGCGAAUCUGUUGGUGGACCAGGCAACACAGGCUGAUGGCCGGGUUAUAGAUCGAUGCAGAUCUUGGUGUUCAAUGAUCAACGUUCCUUUUUUCCGAUUCUCGCCACAACUGUCAGAGGACAUCGCUAUGGAUGAGAAAAGCGAUGAAAAACUAGUGAAUAUGCUUUGGGAAACUCUAGCCUACAUGAUCAGUAAUAAGAAGGAGGUUCAGAAAUUGGCCAUUCUGCUAAAUUAUGAAUUAGACGGAAGCAAACCAAUGGAGUGUAACAACCAGUGAUUACGUUGAAUUAUGCUAGAAGCUAGAAUGUUAAACCAAGUUAUUACUGAGGUAAAAUUUAUGUUAUGUUACUGUUGAAGUAAUGAUAUCCUAUAGUUGGAAAAUUACCGCUGUAUAAUAUUGUACAAAAUUUAAUGUUUUUCAACUCGUGUUCCAAGUAAUUAUGAUAGAUGUGAUAACACUCCUUAAAUUCACAUGUCUUCACAAAUACUCGUUAUUCAUUGAUAUAGAAAAUUUAUUUUUCAAAGAAUUUAUAUUCUUUUUAUUAAUCGACUAUUUUAACACGCAAUGUAUAUGCAAUUUGUUAUAUUGCUUUUGCUCUGUAAUUCUUUGUCCUAUUAGUGGAAAUUAUAGUAAUUUUCCACAUGAAUUGAGAAUUUAUUGUAUUGGUUUAAAUUUAUGCUAGUAAGUGAUAAGAUUUAGCUUUAUUUUUAUAUUUUUUUGAAUAUUAAUUCAAACUAUAAAUGAGAAGAAUAUUCUCAAUUUUUUUCAAUAAAAAAUUAUUUUCGAAUCUGUAGAGAUUUAUAGAUUUUGUUAUAAUAUCAUUGCUAGUCUAGGAUAUAGAUUUUUCGAUUUGUGUCUUGUCUUCAAAUACUAUCGUGAUGAUUGUGUAGAGAUUUGUUCUAAUAUUUUUUCAGUUAAAAGAGAUGGUGGUUGAUAGGCUUAAACAUGUGAAGUCAGUGUUGUAAUUCAAUAAUCAAGGUUAGAAAAUAAUCAAAAUCGCAUUGAUGAGUUCUCUAAUCUAUUGGCCAAAACAAACGAAAAUAAAUUUUGGUUUGAUCUAUUUGAAACUUUUUAAUUGGUUACAUAGAGUCAAAUCUAUGCACAAUAUGCCAUGAAAUUGACAGACUUCAUGAUUCAAAACCAAUGAACAUUUCUUCCUGGUAAUGUGUUACUCAUUUAUAAUUUAUAGUUUAUAAUUCAUAUUUAUUUCAUAAACUUUAUUGCUGUUUACAUUAUAAAUUAAAUAAUUUAUUUGCUUCCAAGUUCCAAUUUGACUUCGUAUCUGCACAACUAUAUUGAAAAAAUAAUAUUUGGAUUAGUAAUAAUAAUAAUCAUUAACUUAAUAUUGAGACAAUAACUUGCAUUCCGAUUCAUUAAUGAUGUUUUAUUGUGACAUGUUGGGAAUAUAUUUUAUAAUCAUUAUUUUUUGUAACCUCUACAAUUAAUUAAAAUAACCCACUAACUCAUCAAUCUACUGAUAGAAUACAUCUGUAAGUUAUUAUACCUUUGUAAUGUGAUAUUCAAAAUAUAGCUUCCCGCCUGAUCUACAAUCUAUAAGAUAGUGCUGGCAUUAUCUUGUUCUAGAAUAUAUAUAUUAUAUUGUCUAUUGAUUGUUGAAACAAUACUUUGAGCACUAGAGUGUAAUAUUAUGUGAUAAAUCAAAUUCUUAUCACCAAAGAUGUGUUAAAUUUUCAAAAAGUACUUUUUUAUUUGUGAAAUUUAUCUGGAUAAAAGAUGUUUCUGAAAAA
This is a messenger RNA of Nilaparvata lugens (brown planthopper), 4121 nucleotides long. RefSeq names its product 85/88 kDa calcium-independent phospholipase A2 (gene iPLA2-VIA). Gene Ontology annotation, biological process: positive regulation of ceramide biosynthetic process; lipid metabolic process. Gene Ontology annotation, molecular function: protein binding. NCBI's taxonomy places the organism in Eukaryota, Metazoa, Arthropoda, Insecta, Hemiptera, Delphacidae. Bases 211 to 2649 code for a protein of 812 amino acids. The record is from RefSeq and is a predicted model, not a curated record. Gene Ontology annotation, cellular component: mitochondrion. The transcript has 15 exons.